This is a messenger RNA of Exaiptasia diaphana, 621 nucleotides long. Its product is annotated as superoxide dismutase [Cu-Zn]. Bases 139 to 621 code for a protein of 160 amino acids. Lineage: Eukaryota; Metazoa; Cnidaria; Anthozoa; Actiniaria; Aiptasiidae. Gene Ontology annotation, molecular function: copper ion binding; superoxide dismutase activity. Gene Ontology annotation, biological process: removal of superoxide radicals. The record is from RefSeq and is a predicted model, not a curated record. The transcript has 6 exons.
CAACAGAACAARGAGUGACCUUAUAAUCAUUACUCGCACUAACUGCUUAUUGAUUCCCUUACCAUAUUGUCUACUGUAACACAAGUUACUUGAAGUACGUCACUAAAUAUUAUAAUACAGCAUUUUCAGUUUUGACCAAUGGAAUUCCCUGCCGUGAUAAUCGUGGUGUCUUUGGCUGUGAUGGUCAGAGGAGAUAGUCACGUGACUGCAGUGUGUCACAUGGAACAAAAUAAACAACUCUCUGGUUCAUCAUCACCAAAAGUGACWGGAAAAGUUACCCUAGUCCAGCAGACCAUAGGAGGUCCAACACAAAUCACGGUAGACUUAAAGGGCCUAACGACGAACAGUGUGCAUGGGUUUCACAUUCACAAUUCUGGUGACAUCAUAUCAAGGGGUUGUCAAAGUUGCGGUCCGCAUUACCGUCCCGACGGUACCCAGCAUGCUGCACCACGUGAUCAAAAACGACAUAUUGGUGAUCUUGGAAACGUCAUGUCCAAUUCCAAAGGAGAAAUCAAGACAGCAUUCAUAGACUACUUGGUCUCGUUACACGGGAACGAUUCUGUUAUUGGGCGCUCAAUAGUGAUACAUGCCUUGCGUGAUGACCUUGGGGGGGCGAGGUAA